UAUAAAUACGAGUCCGUGCGCACAUCUGCACCACUGCAGCGCACAGGUUAACAACAAUUUAACCGCUUCCCGUUCACGGAUACAAUUCUUCUCUUCAGGAGUCAAGACAACUGCAACUGCAAACAUGCCCAAGUGCCCAAAUUGCGACAAGGAAGUGUACUUUGCGGAGAAAGUGACAUCGUUGGGGAAGGAUUGGCACCGCCCCUGCCUGAAGUGUACAAAGUGUAGCAAGACCCUCAGCUCCGGAUCACAUGCAGAGCAUGAGGGGAAGCCGUACUGCAACAAGCCCUGCUACGCUGCCCUGUUCGGACCCAAAGGAUUCGGACAUGGAGGCACCGAGAGCCACACGUUCAAAUAGACACCUACAGGUUCAAGCUGCUCAUUAAAGUUUUGCAUGAAGAUAAUCCAAACCUCAAGCAGGAAGACCUGCAGUGAGACCCCUGCCGGCUGGUUUUAGGACCCCCCCCCCGUCUUCCUUCUGCUAACGAUGUGUCAACCAUCCCACCCCUCCCCCCCCCACCCUUGUCCCGUACUAAUGUGGACAUUUUAAUAAAACUCGUUAAAAAGGCUCAGAUCUCGUGG
Messenger RNA from Gadus chalcogrammus (walleye pollock), 582 nucleotides. RefSeq names its product cysteine-rich protein 1 (gene crip1). Gene Ontology annotation, biological process: intrinsic apoptotic signaling pathway in response to DNA damage; regulation of gene expression. The record is from RefSeq and is a predicted model, not a curated record. NCBI's taxonomy places the organism in Eukaryota, Metazoa, Chordata, Actinopteri, Gadiformes, Gadidae. Bases 125 to 358 code for a protein of 77 amino acids. Gene Ontology annotation, molecular function: zinc ion binding. The transcript is spliced from 5 exons.